ACAACAAAUAUGGCGUCACGGCUCAUCUUUUCCUGGACGUGAUAAGAAUUGUGAAACGUACAACAGAUGAGCUAAAGAAGCGACAACCGGGACAGCACUGCAGAAAAUUUACCGCUGCUGUGCAUCUACACUACACAUACCCGUCUACGCCGGUGAGUCAACGGACACCAUGCCCUCUCCUAAAGCGAAAAACCCCGGUCGCAGCGGAGGAAGCCCGGUGCUCGGGAGCUCCAACGGUCGCUACGAGUUCAUGUCUCUGACAAAGCCGCUAAACCGGUCUUCACCGCCACACCUGCUCCAGCGCCAGGGCUCCGACCCGACCACGGCCCGCCUUCGAGCCUCUGAAAGCCCCACUCGGCGCCGGGGCUCCGGCUCCUCCACGGGCUCCGCGAGCGGUCAGGGGCCACCUGAAGAGGAUGGUAUCCGGCUCAACCCCUCCCUCAUUCGCGUAGCGCUCAGCUCCCUGCUGGCCAUCGACCUGUGGCUGUCCAAGCAGCUGGGAGUGUGUGCCUGUGAGGACUCAUCCUGGGGCAGUGUGCGCCCCUUAAUGAAGCUCUUAGAGAUAUCGGGACAUGGUAUCCCAUGGCUGGCUGGUACCGCCUACUGUCUGUACAAGAGCGACAGUGCUGCAGGACAAGAAGUCAUGCUCAACCUUUUCAUGGGCCUGCUGCUGGACCUGAUCUUGGUUGGCAUUGUUAAGGCGGUGGUGCGUCGGCGUCGGCCAGCACAUAAUCGUAUGGACAUGUUCGCCACCUUUUCUGUGGACCGCUACUCCUUCCCCUCCGGACAUGCCACGCGUGCCGCCAUGUGUGGCCGCUUCCUGCUGGCUCACCUCGUGCUGGCUGCCCCGUUGAGAGUCCUCGUUCUGCUGUGGGUGGGCCUGGUAGGGUUGAGUCGAGUGAUGCUGGGCAGGCACAAUGUGACUGAUGUGAUGUUUGGGUUCUGGAUGGGCUAUUGCCAGUACAACCUUGUGGAAAUGCUGUGGCUGUCCCCUCAAACACUGCAAGGGCUGCUGGGACAGUCAGCUUAAGGACUUAAGGAAAUGGUAAUUUAUAUUUGAGUAAAGGAGCACGUACACACCUUUUUCCCUUAUAGUAAUAUAUUCUCACUGAAUUGAAAGCAGCACUAUUUCUAAAGUUGGGAUCAUUUUAAAAAUACAUUUACUUUGUAACAAAACGAUAUUUGCUGAAGAGAAAUAUGAAUAAUGUUGUGGAGCAUAAAGUUGUGUUAAAACAAAAAUUGUUUUGUUAUAAAAUAAAUGUUUUUAUACAUUCAAAUAAAUAUUAAGAAUACUUUUUACAUCCCAUAAGUGUUGUAUUGGAGAUUAUGCUGACACUAGAGAGUAGAUCUUUAUCAAAAAAACCCCAAAAAAAACGAAGAGUUUUUCAUGUUGUGUGACAACUAAGUCCACUACUAGCCCUCUUUCUGAGGUAGCUGCUAGCUCGUCUAUAACAAGUAGCAGGUUAAUCCCAACAGAUUACAGGAGAACAGGUUUGACCAUUUACCUUGAAGUUCUCUAACUCACUUAUGACACUUCUGUAGCUUGAUUCAAGGAUACAAUAUAAAGUCUAAACUCAAUUUUACAUUCACAACACAGUUUAAUGGGCUCUUACUUACUUUACACAUCCACAAACUUUAUAAGCAAGCUCAGUUCAGUCUUUACAAAAUCUAGCAAAAAGUUUUUAAAAGUGAAACAGAUGUGUUGAACACAAUGUUAUGCUACCACAACAUUCCACCAGUGGCAGCUUAUUCGCGUGCAUCAAAAGAAGUGUACUUUAGAGUUGCUGCACAGCUUUAAACACUGUCUGAAAGUUUACAGUGAAAUAAGUUGUUCAAUCUGGAAACCAUGGCAAAAACGUAUUAAAUAGUAGUAUUUAUUAAACAUAAUGGGAAAAACUGAAUUAAAAAUAUCCAGAAUGUAACUUGUUUUAUAAUUUAUGAAUCAGACAUGCUGGGUUUUUGUUUUUUGUUUUUUAAUGAAAGAUUGUAUAACUACUCUGUGAAUAGUUUUUUUUUUUUUUUCACAAUUCACAUUUGCUUGCUGACAUCAAAUGAAAACUGCACAUAUAGCAAACUUGCUUACCUGUCUUCACCUGCCCCCCUCUAGCCUUUCUAGGAGCUAAUCAUGAUAUAAGCCCUAACAUGUCCUCAAAGCUUUGUUCACAGAGCACAGAGGGCCUUUUUUCUUCUUUACGUGACUACUGAUCAGAUAAGAAGACAUAACAUUCUUUUAAGGAGGCACAUCCAAACCCUCAUAAAGAUUAAUUGCACCCCAUAUAUUUGUCUGUUUCACUUUAACACUAUCUCUCUUUCAUUAAUAGUCAACCAAAACUGUACAUGUAACUGAUAACUUAUCAGCUCUGAAGGAUUACAUACACUUAACCGUAAUGUUAUCAGGUCGUCUACAUAUAUCACUUGCAGAAAUUUGCAAACGCAGUAUAGUUGGCAUAUCAGAAUUGUACAGUGUAUUUGCUUAAAGAGACAAUUCACCCAAAAAUCAAUUGGCUUAAGAGUUGUCUUCACUUAAAUGGAAUAAGACACUGCACAUUUGUCUUUAUUAGGCAGGAAUGUAUAAUGCACACACUUGGGUCUUAAGUACUACAGGAGUAUAUACUGUAUAUAGACGUUUUCAUUGUGAAAUUUACUGAAAAACUAAUGAAAAAAAGUAACUUGAUUCACUUGAAUGACUCACAGGUGUGCUAUUUUAAAUAUAUAUAAAAGAUUGUAAAUAUAUUGCAUGGUUAGGUUUUUUCAUUCACAUUUAAAUGCUCUUGGACAUUAAAUACAUAAUCAUAUAUGAAGGGGGAAAAAAUAAUGAUCUGUAGUUUCAUUAACCAAUUUUUCAGUCUUGUUUUCUGGUUUUCUUUUAAGCCCUUUGCUGCAUUAGAACUUUGCACAAAAAGUAAAAGUUUGGUUGAUUAUUUCUUUGUUGUAGCAAUGCUUCUGGGCGAUAAAUCGUAUACUGCUGGAGAGCCUGUUGUUUCCCCCUAAAUGGUGCCACAUUUGUAAGGGAAAUGCAUUUGUGGGUUGUGCAGCAGAGUUGAGUAUUUGCGUUGCACCUAUGAGAAACUUGCCAAAUCUUCUCUGCCAAUGCCAAACAGCUUAUUCUGCUAUUGAUUCUUUGUUUUUGAGCUUCUGACUAGCAGCACCAGUGACCCUGCCAGUUAGUGCUCCAAACAUGCUACGUUUGACUGAUCUGGAUAGGGCUCUUGCCAACUUCAAGAGCAACUUCAAGGGGAUGUUGUCCAAAAUAAAAUUGCAGCAUUAUUUGGAGUGAGCUCUAAUACCUUCUCCAAAUUAAAGAUCAAGUUCCAUAUAACGGAUGAAGUCAGAAGUAGGCCAUGAAGCGCAUGUCACAAGAAGACAACACCACAUGAAAACCAUUUCCUCACCCUGUCAGAACCUCGAAACUGCAGGCUGUCUUCUACAGAGGACAAAAUGCUGGACAAUAUCAUGACUGCCCUUCACAGUAAGGCCCAUUUGCAUUGUUGGUGUGAGUAACAUGUGCACUGAAACCUGAAAGUGUGGAGGAACAUUCAGUAAUGCGUCCAGAUUCUGUCCACAGCAGUCAGAUCGCCUGUUAAAGUAUGGACUCACUACUUUUGAACAUUGAACGGGGUCCUUCCAGAGUUUGGAAGUUGAGAAGAUGGUGUUCGUUGAUUUCCAAUGAACACAUAUGGGAUCAACUUGUGCGUGCUGUUUGUGCGAGAGUUACCAGCACAACCAGACUGGCUGAUUUGUGACAAAUACUGGUUGAAGAAUGGGAUGCGAUCCCAUAGCAGUGUGUGACCAACCUGGUAACCAGCAUUAGCAGGAGAUGCCAGGUUAUUGUGGCUGCGUAUGGUUCGUCCGCAUGCUACUGAAGCCCGAUUGUUAAUUUACAAACUGCUAAAUUGCCAACAUGUCUUGUGUCUUCAAACCUCAAUAAUUCAACUCAAUAAACGACACAAACAAGAGUAAAGAGCAGACUAAGUUUUGCAUUGCCAGAGGAGAUUUGGCAAGGUUUUCAUGGGGGCAAACCACGUACUCAAUACUUCUGCU
This is a messenger RNA of Pundamilia nyererei, 4041 nucleotides long. It is a transcript of the gene plpp6, whose product is annotated as phospholipid phosphatase 6. NCBI's taxonomy places the organism in Eukaryota, Metazoa, Chordata, Actinopteri, Cichliformes, Cichlidae. The transcript has 2 exons. Gene Ontology annotation, molecular function: sphingosine-1-phosphate phosphatase activity. The record is from RefSeq and is a predicted model, not a curated record. Bases 170 to 1030 code for a protein of 286 amino acids.